AUGACUAUGAUGGACACUGAUUUUGACGAACCUCUACUUCGAGGAAACUCUGGGCCCAGAAAGAAACGGCAAUGGCCACUGAAAUGUGUGGUCUUCCUGACAGUGCUGCUCAGCUUCGCAAUUUCGAUAACUGUGGCAAUUUCGCUGCACUACAUCCUUUUCUCACAGUCGUUAAUUGAGUAUGGCACUUCAAUGCUCCCAGGCUUGAAGGCUCCGCCACUCGGUCCGAUUCUGAAAUCCUAUAACCCUGACACUACCUAUACAAUCUACCACAGCAAUGACACCAGGGACAUGUGGAUGCAAUUGUUUCCAAGAGGAAUGGGAUACAUUCAAAUAGACAAGGUGAAGGAGUUGGGAGUCAUCCCAGACUUUAUCCAGAAUGUGAACACAGAUGGGUCAGGCCGAUUCUGCGUGGCUGUCUUCCAUCAGCUUCACUGCCUCGUGAGCUCAUGCCAUAUUCUAGCCCAUGUGGUGUUCUCCCCUAAUCUACUACAGUAUCUCAUCUUUGAAGAGUAUUCAAAGGCGCUACAGGGGCAAAUUCGUCAGCCGUCAGGCCAUACGCUGCACUGUUAUGAUUAUCUCCGCCAGUCUAUUAUGUGCGCGGCUGAUUCAAACCUGGAACCAUUCCGGUCACGCUUUGACGGGAUGAAGCCGGGAGAUGGGGUGGAUGGGAUUGGAAGUAUUCAUCAAUGUCGAAGAUUUGAGGACGUGUUUGCAUGGGCCGAGAGCUUCCGAUACAGCGAUGAUGGAGAUGCCGAGCGCUUCGGAGGUUGA
This is a messenger RNA of Aspergillus tanneri, 774 nucleotides long. RefSeq lists its product as uncharacterized. Lineage: Eukaryota; Fungi; Ascomycota; Eurotiomycetes; Eurotiales; Aspergillaceae. Gene Ontology annotation, biological process: mycotoxin biosynthetic process. The record is from RefSeq and is a predicted model, not a curated record. The transcript has 3 exons. Bases 1 to 774 code for a protein of 257 amino acids.